Molecule: messenger RNA, 1356 nt
Organism: Ornithorhynchus anatinus (platypus)
Lineage: Eukaryota; Metazoa; Chordata; Mammalia; Monotremata; Ornithorhynchidae
Gene: EFNB1
Product: ephrin B1
Exons: 6
Coding region: 262-1290 (342 amino acids)
Biological process (GO): axon guidance; ephrin receptor signaling pathway
Cellular component (GO): plasma membrane
Molecular function (GO): ephrin receptor binding
Source: RefSeq, a predicted model, not a curated record
CCGCCGCCCCCGCAUGGAUCACGCCUCCGCCCUCGACGCCCGAGGCUGAGCGGGACCGAGCGAGCGAGCGAGCGGGCGGGCGGGCGGGCGGACGGAGGGAGGUCGCAGGGACGGAGGGAGGGAGGGAGCGACGGACGGGGCCUCCUCCCGAUGGGGGCGAAGGCGGGGGCCUGAGCCGAGCGGGGCCGGUCCUUGCGGGGCCCGGCGGGGGAUGGGGGCCUGAGCGGCGGGGCUCCGGCGGGGCGGGAGGCCGCGCGGACCAUGGGCCGGACCGGGCGGCGCCCGGCGGGACGCUGCUGGCUGCUGGGGCUGGCGCUGACCCUCUGCGGGCUGGACGCGCCGCUCGCCAAGACCCUGGAGCCCGUCGCUUGGAGCUCGCGCAACCCCAAAUUCCUGAGCGGGACGGGGCUGGUGAUCCACCCCGAGAUCGGGGACAAGCUGGACAUCACGUGCCCGCGGGCGGAGGCCGGCCGUCCGUACGAGUACUACAAGCUCUACCUGGUCCGGCGGGAGCAGGCGUCCACCUGCAGCACCGUCCUGGAUCCCAACGUGCUGGUCACCUGCAACCGUCCCGACACCGAGAUCCGCUUCACCAUCAAGUUCCAGGAGUUCAGCCCCAACUACAUGGGCCUGGAGUUCAAGCGCCAUCAGGACUAUUACAUUACCUCCACGUCUAACGGGAGCCUGGAGGGGCUGGAGAACCGCGAGGGCGGGGUCUGCCAAUCCCGCUCCAUGAAAAUCGUCAUGAAGGUCGGCCAGGACCCCAGCGGGGCCGGGCCGGAGCAGCCGGCCACCAGCCGGCCGAGCAAGGAGGCGGCCGAUAACACGGUCAGGGUGGCCACCCAGGCCCCCCGGGGGGCCCGGCCCGCCGGCGGCCCGGACGGCAAACACGAGACGGUCAACCAGGCGGGCGGCGCGGGCGGCGGGGCCGCCGACGGCUUCUUCGGCUCCAAGGUGGCCGUGUUCGCCGCCGUCGGGGCCGGCUGCGUCAUCUUCCUCCUCCUCAUCAUCUUCCUCACCGUGCUGCUGCUGAAGCUGCGGAAGCGCCACCGCAAACACAGCCAGGCCCGGGCGGCCGCCCUGUCCCUGCGCACGCUGGCCGGGCCCGGCCCCAAGGGCGGCGGGGGCACGGCGGGCACCGAGGCCAGCGACAUCAUCAUCCCCCUCCGGACUGCCGAGAACAACUACUGCCCUCACUACGAGAAGGUCAGCGGCGACUACGGCCACCCCGUCUACAUCGUCCAGGAGAUGCCCCCCCAGAGCCCCGCCAACAUCUACUACAAGGUCUGACCGGCCGCCGCCUCCUCCGGGGACGCCCGCCGGACGGCCCCGGCGGGCGUCCGCCCCCCGCCCGCU